Dryobates pubescens (Downy woodpecker) is the source of this 2292-nucleotide messenger RNA. RefSeq names its product collagen alpha-1(I) chain-like. Bases 1 to 2292 code for a protein of 763 amino acids. The record is from RefSeq and is a predicted model, not a curated record. NCBI's taxonomy places the organism in Eukaryota, Metazoa, Chordata, Aves, Piciformes, Picidae. The transcript is spliced from 2 exons.
AUGGUUAGACUAAAAGACUCAUUUAUAGACGGCCCAGCGGCAGAGCGCGGCUCCGCGGUGCUCACGGCGCUGCCAGCUGCGGCCCAGGGGCAGAGCACGGCUCCGCGGCGCUCACGGCGCUGCGCUGCCAGCUGCGGCCCAGGGGCAGAGCACGGCUCCGCGGCACUCACGGCGCUGCGCUGCCAGCUGCGGCCCAGCGGCAGAGCACGGCUCCGCGGCACUCACGGCGCUGCCAGCUGCGGCCCAGGGGCAGAGCGCGGCUCCGCGACGCUCACGGCGCUGUGCUGCCAGCUGUGGCCCAGGGGCAGAGCACGGCUCCGCGACGCUCACGGCGCUGCGCUGCCAGCUGCGGCCCAGCGGCAGAGCACGGCUCCGCGGCGCUCACGGCGCUGCGCUGCCAGCUGCUGCCCCGCGGCAGAGCACGGCUCCGCGGCGCUCACGGCGCUGCCAGCUGCGGCCCAGGGGCAGAGCACGGCUCCGCGACGCUCACGGCGCUGUGCUGCCAGCUGUGGCCCAGGGGCAGAGCACGGCUCCGCGGCGCUCACGGCGCUGCGCUGCCAGCUGCAGCCCAGGGGCAGAGCGCGGCUCCGCGGCGCUCACGGCGCUGCGCUGCCAGCUGCAGCCCAGGGGCAGAGCGCGGCUCCGCGGCGCUCACGGCGCUGCGCUGCCAGCUGCGGCCCAGGGGCAGAGCACGGCUCCGCGGCGCUCACGGCGCUGUGCUGCCAGCUGUGGCCCAGGGGCAGAGCACGGCUCCGCGGCGCUCACGGCGCUGCCGGCUGCGGCCCAGGGGCAGAGCACGGCUCCGCGGCGCUCACGGCGCUGCCAGCUGUGGCCCAGCGGCAGAGCACAGCUCCGCGGCGCUCACGGCGCUGCCAGCUGCGGCCCAGGGGCAGAGCACGGCUCCGCGGCGCUCACGGCGCUGCCUGCUGCUGCCCCGCGGCAGAGCACGGCUCCGCGGCGCUCACGGUGCUGCCUGCUGCUGCCCCGCGGCAGAGCACGGCUCCGCGGCGCUCACGGCGCUGUGCUGCCAGCUGCGGCCCAGGGGCAGAGCACGGCUCCGCGGCGCUCACGGCGCUGCCAGCUGCGGCCCAGGGGCAGAGCACGGCUCCGCGGCGCUCACGGCGCUGUGCUGCCAGCUGCGGCCCAGGGGCAGAGCACGGCUCCGCGGCACUCACGGCGCUGCGCUGCCAGCUGUGGCCCAGGGGCAGAGCACGGCUCCGCGACGCUCACGGCGCUGCGCUGCGCGCUGCGGCCCAGGGGCAGAGCACGGCUCCGCGGCGCUCACGGCGCUGCGCUGCGCGCUGUGGCCCAGGGGCAGAGCGCGGCUCCGCGGCGCUCACGGCGCUGCCAGCUGUGACCCAGGGGCAGAGCACGGCUCCGCGGCGCUCACGGCGCUGCCAGCUGCGGCCCAGGGGCAGAGCACGGCUCCGCGGCGCUCACGGCGCUGCCAGCUGUGGCCCAGGGGCAGAGCACGGCUCCGCGACGCUCACGGCGCUGCGCUGCGCGCUGCGGCCCAGGGGCAGAGCACGGCUCCGCGGCGCUCACGGCGCUGCCAGCUGUGGCCCAGGGGCAGAGCACGGCUCCGCGACGCUCACGGCGCUGCGCUGCGCGCUGCGGCCCAGGGGCAGAGCACGGCUCCGCGGCGCUCACGGCGCUGUGCUGCCAGCUGCUGCCCAGAGGCAGAGCACGGCUCCGCGGCACUCACGGCGCUGCCGGCUGCGGCCCAGGGGCAGAGCACGGCUCCGCGGCGCUCACGGCGCUGUGCUGCCAGCUGCUGCCCAGAGGCAGAGCACGGCUCCGCGGCACUCACGGCGCUGCCGGCUGCGGCCCAGGGGCAGAGCACGGCUCCGCGGCGCUCACGGCGCUGUGCUGCCAGCUGCUGCCCAGGGGCAGAGCACGGCUCCGCGACACUCACGGCGCUGCCGGCUGCGGCCCAGGGGCAGAGCACGGCUCCGCGGCACUCACUGCGCUGCCAGCUGUGGCCCAGGGGCAGAGCGCGGCUCCGCGGCGCUCACGGCGCUGCCAGCUGUGACCCAGGGGCAGAGCACGGCUCCGCGGCACUCACGGCGCUGCCAGCUGUGGCCCAGGGGCAGAGCACGGCUCCGCGGCGCUCACGGCGCUGCCAGCUGCGGCCCAGCGGCAGAGCACGGCUCCGCGGCACUCACGGCGCUGCGCUGCCAGCUGCGGCCCAGCGGCAGAGCACGGCUCCGCGGCACUCACGGCGCUGCGCUGCCGGCUGCGGCCCAGGGGCAGAGCACGGCUCCGCGGCGCUCACGGCGCUGCCAGCUGUGA